Molecule: messenger RNA, 2763 nt
Organism: Schistosoma turkestanicum
Lineage: Eukaryota; Metazoa; Platyhelminthes; Trematoda; Strigeidida; Schistosomatidae
Source: the annotation of a GenBank genome assembly
AUGUUCUUUCCUGAAAAACAGGUUUAUAACAACUACAGCAAUAUAAAUGACGUUUAUGUAGUUAACCCGAUUGUAUUUGUUAAUAAUCAAAAAUUACCGAAUCAUGUAACGGCUAAUGAUUUAAAAAAUGCAAAUUGGACGUUAUGGCUAGGUAUAGCAUUUGUUGUACUUACAAUGGCAGUCACUUGGGUACUGAAUAUUUCAAUCAUGAAAUCUGUGUACAAAAAUAUGAUUAUGAAACAUAUCACAUAUUUUUACGUCAUUUCAAUCGGACUUGUUGGAAUGUUACAUUCGGUGGUAAAUUUCCCAGUGAACAUUAUAAGUGAUUUGAUUGGUGAAAAUGAAUAUAUUCAACAGUUCUGUUGUAUAUCAAUUGCUUCUGAGACAAUUGUUUGCCAUGCAGUGUUAUUGCAUCUUCUAGGAUCAAGUUUAGAUACAUACUUUCGACUAACAAAACCAAAAUGGUUUUCUAUUACAACAGAUACAUCAAAUAAAAAACAUUUAUUGGCUAUAUGUUUGAAAAUAGCUGCACCAUGGAUAGUGAGUAUAUUACAAACCGUUGCACAAAUUAUACUAAGUGAUCCAUUUCCACCUGCUUAUUUGGAAGAAGGAAGAUUGUGUACAUCACCGGAUAUUAAUUUCUUAAUACUACGAACAUUAGUUGCAUUUUUUCUACCUUUAUUAACUAGUAUAAUAAUUUUAUUUAUGACUGCUCAUCGAAUACAAACAUUACAAUAUCAACAAAAACUAAAUCACAAUGAAAUGAAUUCUUUUUAUAUUCAACAAGAAAAAUUUGCUAGUUCAGUAGUCAGCUCACAAGUGAAUAAGCAAUCAACCUGCUGCCUUAUUACUUCAUGUAUCAACAAACACUGUAAAUCACAUAAACAUAAAUUGGAAUUAAUCCCAUUAUCUUUUUCUAAUCAUCAUUGUUACUACGAUUAUAAGCAAAAAUGUAAUUCUUUAAGUAAAUUGGAAAAUUUACAAAUUGAAUAUAAAUAUUUUCAUACAAACGGAAAUAAUGAAUUCAAGAAAAAUCGAUAUUCAUGGAUAGAGAUUAAUCCAAAUGCAGAUCAAGAGAUAAUUGAGUCGACGAAAAUUACCGAUGAAACUAUUGAUAAUCAAAACUGUAUAAAAAAAUAUUCCAAGUCACCAUCUCAUAAACAUUUAUUUUCAUUUAACUUGUUACAUAUGACACCAAUAUCAUCCUUACAAACAACAACAACAACAACAUCACAAUAUCAACAAGGAUCAAGUUCUUCUAAUGCUGGGAUUUCAAGUCAAACAACUGAGGUUACAGACGAAAUCAUACAUCAUAAUUGGUUUACACCAAAAAUAAACAAUUAUGAUAUUAUAACCAAUUAUCCAUCCAGUCCCAUUAUUAAUCAUGCUACUAACCAUGAGGAUAAUGAUUAUCCAUGGGAAGUAUUCAACAAUAAUCAUCAUCAUCAUCAUCUGAUGAAAGAAAUGUACGAUAAUAAUUGUCAAAAAAUUAUCAAACAUUUUUGCCCACAACAUGGUCAAGUAAUAAUACCAGAAUAUUUCUAUAAGCCUUUAUUAUCAGUUAUUGACGAAGUUGAAUUGGGACAAUUUGUUAACCAACGAACAAAUGAAUUAACGUUACAAAAUAAUGAUAUAAUUUCACAUAAUGAACAGAAUAAAAAUAAUAUAGUCGAUAUUAAGAAUGUUAAACUAACACAGUCAACAAAUAUGACUAAUACAUCAUCAUUUACCGAUCACAUAAUUUUUAAUAAAUUAAGUGAUCUAGAGAAGGACGAUCAUUCAAUAACUGAAAUAUGUAAACAAAAUAAUAUUUUAUCACAGUCUCGAUCAGAUAAUCAACAACAACAACAACAACAACAACAACAACAACAACAACAGCAAAAACAAGAGUCAUUGAAUCAAUGGAAUAGUAAUUCAUGGUCAAGUGGAACUUGUGAACACUUUCCUGAACAGAAAGCAGUAAAGCUUAAUAUGAUUUUAUGUGCUAUAACUAUAGCUAUGUGGUCACCAUUUAUUACUGCAACUCUUAGUCAUUUGGUACUGAGCAACUCAAGUUAUUUUCAUUGGUUAUCUAUUGGAACUUUAAUACAGUUUAAGUGGUUAGCUUACAUAAGUUCUAUAGUCUAUCCUGUCGGAUUUUUGCUGGUUGAUCCACAACUAUGCAGAGCUACAUUAUCACAAAUAUGUUGUUGUAAAUUAUAAAGACGUUUCUAAUUUGGUUAGCCUACUUCAAAACACUUCAAUACAAUUCCUCAUAACAUAGGAUAACAACUCAUGAACUGAGAAUGUUGAAGUUGAUCUGGGCUAUGGAGAUUUUCGUAAUAUUUCCCAAUUGGCAUUUUGUAAAUCUACAAAAAUGCAUUACUUCAACAAUAUUGCAUCAGAAAUCAUGAGUUUUAUUUAUAUACAAUUACCACCCAUAUUUUUGUGCUUUGUCUCUUUACAUUUAUUCCGAUAUUGACAGAGACCGUCAAUCACUUCAGAUUUAUUUGCUUACCUAUACUAUCAGAUUUCUGCAUAAUAUCUACCUGACCAUAGAAUGAAGAAAGAUUUCGGUUGAUGUAAUUAUCACUAUUGAAAAUCGAUGAAAAUAUUGUUAAAUGAAUAAGGUCAACUCCAGGGUACCAUAAAAAAUCCUUUACAUUAUCUCUCGUUUCUGCAUGGUUUUUUUUUACAACAAUCAAAAAAUUUAUGAUGAUAUCGAACAAUUUGUUUUUUAGAUUUUACAUGUAUAAAGUGUACGAAACAUCAUUAAAAAAAAAA